Molecule: messenger RNA, 183 nt
Organism: Botrytis porri
Lineage: Eukaryota; Fungi; Ascomycota; Leotiomycetes; Helotiales; Sclerotiniaceae
Exons: 3
Coding region: 1-183 (60 amino acids)
Source: RefSeq, a predicted model, not a curated record
AUGCAGAUGAAAAAGGCGCUUGGAAAGUUCAUCGCAAUUCUUUAUGAUAAUCAAUUGAACCAGGAUCUUGAUACAGAUAAGUCGGAUCGGAUCGAAUUUGAAACGUAUGCGGUUCUGCACAGGAUGAGCUAUGAAGACUGUGGCAGGCUCAAGAAUGAUUGGGGGUUGAUCAAGAACGAGUGA